Messenger RNA from Nicotiana tabacum (common tobacco), 1256 nucleotides. RefSeq names its product putative serine/threonine-protein kinase PBL7. Lineage: Eukaryota; Viridiplantae; Streptophyta; Magnoliopsida; Solanales; Solanaceae. Gene Ontology annotation, molecular function: ATP binding; protein kinase activity. Gene Ontology annotation, biological process: protein phosphorylation. The record is from RefSeq and is a predicted model, not a curated record.
GACAUUUUGUUAGUAUUUCUACUCUUGACAUGUUAAAACCCUUUGUCACAUUAGGCUAAGAACUCAAUAAUAUACCUUAUGGAGUCUGUUGAUAUUGCAGGAUCCAGUAACAUUGUUGCAAAGACUUUUACAUUCGAGGAAUUAGCCAAUGUAACCAGAAACUUUCGAGAUGAUUGUCUUCUAGGAGAAGGAAGCAGUAGAAGAGUAUACAAGGGGCACCUUGACGAACAGGUUGUUGCAAUCAAGCAGGUUGAUCAAAAUGGCAGCAGGAAAUUUCUUGUUGAAGUGCUGAUGCUAAAUCUGUUACACCAUCCUAAUAUUGUAAAUCUAAUCGGCUACUGUGCUGACGGAGAUCAUAGACUUCUGGUUUACAAUUACAUGCCGCUAGGAUCAUUGAAAGACUAUCUUCAUGAUCCUUCACCUGGUAAGAAACAACUUGAUUGGGACACUAGAAUGAAAAUUGCCAUUGAAGUAGCAAAGGGAUUGGAAUUCUUACAUGAUAUAGCACAGCCACCUGUAAUACACCGUAAUAUCAACUGCUCUAACAUCUUGCUUGAUGAGGGAUAUCAAGCCAAGCUAUCUGGUUUUAGCUUGGCCAAACUAGGACCUAUGGGAAGCAAACGCCAUGUACAUGUGAAAUUCGAGGGUACGAUUGGGUAUAGUGCACCUGAGUAUGUCAUGACCAGUGAGUUGAGUGUAAAGUCCGAUAUUUACAGCUUUGGAGUUGUCCUUCUGGAGAUCCUUACUGGGAGAAAAGCAAUAGAAAAUUCAACAGAUGGAGAAGAGUACAAUCUGGUUGAAUGGGCAAGACACUUGAUAAAAGAUCAGAAAUUCUCAGAAAUGGCAGAUCCAACGCUUCAAGGCAAUUAUCCAGCAAAAGGUUUACAACAAGCUCUUACAGUCGCAGGAAUGUGUGUUCAAGAGCAACCUACCAAACGUCCCGCCAUAGCAGAUGUGAUCACAUUUUUUACUCACAUUGCUUCAGGAAAAUAUGGUUCAAAACUCAACCUAAACAUCUCCUAAUGCUCGUCCAGUCUUCUUCUGAGAUUUAGUUGGUGUUUACGUAAAUUUUAUACGAUCUUCAGACAAGACAAGGGUCUCCCUCCACAAUAAAUGAGGUAAUUAAUGCGUAAUUAGUGAUUGCAAGUUAGGAUAGAAGAAGCUGAACUAGCACAAGCAUUUCAUCAAAAUUUUGUUGAGACAAUGAAGAUAGUAGCAAAGCUUUUUAUCCUCAAUAGUCAUUAUUUUAUGAACUA